Messenger RNA from Acanthochromis polyacanthus (spiny chromis), 3081 nucleotides. RefSeq names its product vasohibin 1 (gene vash1). The transcript is spliced from 7 exons. The record is from RefSeq and is a predicted model, not a curated record. Gene Ontology annotation, cellular component: cytoplasm. Gene Ontology annotation, biological process: regulation of angiogenesis. Lineage: Eukaryota; Metazoa; Chordata; Actinopteri; Pomacentridae. The coding region runs from base 764 to 1771 and encodes 335 amino acids.
UCAUCCGUUCAGCAGGGCGCAUGCGCAGUGGACGGAAGUCGGGGUCCGGGGAGUGUCUGAGCGGUUCGUCGGCUUGAAUGUUACCCGCAGACACUGGAGCCAAGAAGAGCAUCUGCAUGAACAAUGAACCGGCUGCCUCGGAAGGAAAUCAUUUGGUGAGACGGACAUGAAGUGGACGUGAGAAGAUGGGACUGAGGAAUGGCUCGAUUUGGUGGAUUUCUGUGGCGAGAAUGACCUCUAACGGUGCAGGGAAUUAGGAUUUUCUAACACUUUGUUGCCUGGAGAGACAAUCCUCACAUAGACUGUGACAGCGUUACAUUGGCGGGCUGCUGUUUGCUUGUUUAUGAUCAUCCUCAGCGUGGUUAUUAAAUACAGGCUUCACAUCUUCUAGCUUGAAUCACCUUAAUGUCUUAAUUUAUUUAUUCAUUUACAUCAAUAGCUGAUAAUUGGCUGGCUUGUAGUCUAUUAGAUUUCUACCAAAGUGCCAAAUACUCACUGGAAAGUCAUUCUAGAUUUGGAAAUAUAUGAUUCUUUAUUCACUUGCUUCAUCUGGAAUUUAAUUACAGCAGAUCACCCUGAGAAUCACUGCUGCACUGACUUUGUUUUUUGAUGCCAUAAUCUGCUUGAUGUCAUGAGUUGGCCAUCUGUUGUGGGGACCUGCUUAAACCUGCAAGCAGAUUAACCAGUUAAAGGAUCCAAAAGCAUCCGUCAGGACAUUUCUCGUGCCAGGAGCUGUGUUGGCCCCUCCAGGUGAAGGUGAGGGAUGCUGAGGGCCACGGUGGGCUCAGUGGAGGAGAGGGACGAGGAGCAGGAGGAUGAGGGUGAAGAAGAGCUGAGGGAUGGAGGGGUGCCUUUCUACGUGAACAGGGGGGGCCUCCCGGUGGACGAGGAGACUUGGGAGAGGAUGUGGCGCCAUGUGGCUCGAAUCCACCCCACUGGUGAAGCACUGGGGAAGGAGAUCAGGGGGGCCACCGACCUGCCCAAGAUUCCAGUACCGAGCGUGCCUACAUACCAACCUACCACCACUAUCCCACAGCGCCUGGAAGCCAUACAGAAGUAUAUCAGGGAAUUGCAGUACAAUCACACAGGGACACAGUUUUUUGAGAUAAAGAAAAGCCGUCCUCUGACCGCGUUAAUGGACAUUGCUAAGGAGAUGACCCGCGAAGCUCUGCCAAUCAAAUGUUUGGAAGCGGUGAUCCUGGGGAUUUACCUCACCAACAACAUGCCCGGUGUGGAGCGCUUCCCCCUCAGCUUUAAGUCUCAUUUCUCAGGGAACCACUUCCACCACAUUGUGCUGGGAGUUCACAGUGGGGGACGCUUUGGUGCGCUGGGCAUGAGCCGAAGGGAGGACCUCAUGUUCAAGCCCCUGGAGUUCCGAACGCUGAUGGACUUGGUUCAGGAGUUUGAAGGAGCCUACAGGGGCUACUGGCACACCCUACGCAAAGUCAAAAUCGGCCAGUACGUGUCUCACGACCCUCACAGUGUGGAGCAGAUAGAGUGGAAACACUCCAUAUUAGAUGUGGACAAGCUGACCAAGGAGGAGCUCAGGAAGGAGCUGGAGAGACACACUAGAGACAUGAGGCUGAAGAUAGGAAAGCCUGCACCUCCAUCUCCCACCAAAGACAGGAGGAACAGCAUGGGUUCACCCCUCAGAGGACCAGGCAGCCCUAUACGGAGGAUCAGCCGCGUUGAGAGACGUCCCUCUGGAGAGAAGAAGGUUUUGGAACAGAAAUCAUCAACAGACAUGAAUGGAUACCAGAUUCGUGUCUGAAGAAGAAUUUCAGUUUGUGAAUUUUAAGGUUCUGCACAUUUGUUUCAUGGGGCCAGUGAUUUAUCCUAAGGCUUAAUUUUUGUACACAUUGGCCUAUUCACUGGAUGCAAUGUUGAAUAGGUCACCAGCAACCUCCCAAAACAAAUGCCUCAUUCAGCUCUCCUAUGUUGUUACAGGCUUUUUUUUUUUUGCUGUAGCAGUUACUGUGCAUAGUAAUUGGUGCUGGCAUCGCUCCCGAUUUAUAGAAAGAGGGAGUGAAAGUGCAGUAAUAUGUCAACGUUUUUAAACCACUGCAGAGUUGUGCUAACUUAGCACAAUGUGAAAUAUGAUUCGUCGCUGACACGGGCCAAAAGUACCACUCAGUGUAAAAUGUGCUACUGGACAUAUCAUAGGUCUCCGUGCUGUUCUUGUUUCUAACAGAAGCUCUCAAGGCUCGUCUGCAAUCUGUAUCGUCGUACUGUAAGUGUGCAAAUACAUGUCAUGUAAUAUAAACCCACUUAGGCUCUGCUGGGCAACGAAUUCUUGUGUAGUGACUAGUUUGCAAACCACUACCCAUGUGCCUUUUAUGAAGACUUUUUAUAUCCAGCCGGUUAUUCUCAUUAUUUAGAAAGCAGUGUAAUCCCUGCUCUUCCAAAUUGCUAUUAAAAAAAACACAGUGCAACACAGGCACCCAACACCCAGAGGAGAGCAUGUUUGGCAUGCUUUUUACUUCCCAGGAUUGGAUAUGGGAUUGAAUAGAUAAUAUACUGAAUUAUAUAAAAGCAUAAGAAGGCAUCUGUUGAAUGAUGAGUCAUUCUUGCUGCAAAUUAUAAAAAAAAUUCUCAUGAAUUUCAACAGUUAUUAAGGUGAUUAAUGGUAAAGCAUUUGAUGGACCUAGUCUGCAUUUAAUGUAGACGUAAAAUAACAAGAAAUCAUUUUAUUUGUGUGUGUAUAACUGCUUUCUAUUUACAGUAAAUACCUUGUUUUUAACUUUUAUUUGUAGCAACCUUAUCCAAUAUUUCACUUGCCUUAAGUGGUAUCAAAGCAACCGACUUCCAUUUAAGCUAAGAUGUAAAGCAGUUUGUUUACAGCACUUUUAUCCGCAUUUUGUAUUUUUUUUAAUCGGAAUUUCUGUCAUUUUAUACUACCUUCAGUGUAGGUGACCACCAGUAAACGUUUAGUAUUUACCACACACUGUUUUAAAUGUUGCUACAGUCAACAUUCUUAUCUGUACAGUAGGUGUUCAUUUUAAUUUUAGUGUUCUGUAACACAGUUGUUUUGUACCAAAAGGUUUUCAGGAUCACAAUAAAGGGUCACUAUGAUUGCGGCAA